Molecule: messenger RNA, 545 nt
Organism: Cricetulus griseus (Chinese hamster)
Lineage: Eukaryota; Metazoa; Chordata; Mammalia; Rodentia; Cricetidae
Source: RefSeq, a predicted model, not a curated record
UACUCUGGGACUUGGUACCCAAAGGCCAUGAUACACAACGGGAGCCUACCCAGUCACAAGAUACCUGCCAAGAUUUUCCCUGUGAAGGUGACAUCCCUGGAAGGUGGAGACUUGGAGGCCAAGAUUACGUUCUGGAAGAAGGGUCAGUGUCAUGAGCAUAAAAUCGUGAUGGAGAAAACCAAUGAGCCUGGCAAAUACACUACCUUUCAUGGCAAGAAGUUCGUUUAUAUCAUAGAGCUGCCCGUCAAGGACCACUACAUUUUCUACUGUGAAAACCGUCACCAUGGGAAGUCAUUCAGCAUGGGAAAACUCAUGGGGAGAAAACCUGAGGAAAAUCAAGAGGCCAUGGAAGAAUUUAAGAAAUUCAUACAGCGCAAGGGACUCAAAGAGGAAAACAUCUUCAUACCAGAGCUGAGUGGUGAGAGCAGGAAUGCCCAUGCCUCUCCCUGUGUCCCCUAUGUCACUGCCCCCAAACCAGGAAUGUGGAAAAGCCUAGAAUAUCGGGCUCAGGAACGGGAGGAUCCUCAUCCCAUCCACAUAGACAG